GGGGUGGAGCCGCUGCUCCGCGUCCCGCCCCUCCACCUGGGGAUCGGCCCCGGCAGAUGUUACAACUUUUUCGAAUUCUCUCCCGCGUUGUCCCCUCGACCCGCCCAACUCGUGCCUCCCUCCCCUUCCCUUCUGGGGUCCUGCCCACCUCCCUGCAGGGAGCUGGACUGUUCUAAGGACUCCGGGUGGGGCGAGAGGCCGGGAAAGCAGAGGCGAGAGAAAUUAGGAGGCGGGAGAAAUCCAGGGCAAGAAGGAAGAGGGGAGUCAGAGAAUGGUAGAGAGCACUUUUUGGAAGCCGCCACGCCGCGUCUCAGGCUGGCCGGGCUGAGCUGGGGAAGAGGGAGCGAAGGCGGCUCAGGGCCGGCGCUCAGGCAGCGGGAGACAGCUCGGCGAGGGCCUGACCUCCCCAGAGCGCCCCGCUGCGGCCGCGCAGAUCUGACCCUGCCGUCCGGCAGCCCGUCCCGGACCAGACACUGGGCCGCCCCGGGAGGCGCUGAACGCCCUCGCAGCAUCCAGGCCGGCAGGCCGGUGGUGCGCCCUGGGCGCGCGAGGUGGUGAGGCCCCAGGUGUCUUGCGCGCCGGGACGCGCGGGCCGGCUUGGCGAUGCACGCCCUCACCGGCUUCUCCCUGGUCAGCCUGCUCAGCUUCGGCUACCUGUCCUGGGACUGGGCCAAGCCAAGCCUCGUGGCUGAUGGGCCCGGGGAGGCCGGCGAGCAGCCCACGGCCGCUCCGCCCCAGCCUCCGCACAUCAUCUUCAUCCUCACAGACGACCAAGGCUACCACGACGUGGGCUACCAUGGUUCAGAUAUCGAGACCCCUACGCUGGACAGGCUGGCGGCCAAGGGGGUCAAGUUGGAGAAUUACUACAUCCAGCCCAUCUGCACGCCUUCGCGGAGCCAGCUCCUCACAGGCAGGUACCAGAUCCACACAGGACUCCAGCAUUCCAUCAUCCGCCCACGACAGCCCAACUGCCUGCCCUUGGACCAGGUGACACUGCCCCAGAAGCUGCAGGAGGUGGGUUAUUCCACCCACAUGGUGGGCAAGUGGCACCUGGGCUUUUACCGGAAGGAGUGUCUGCCCACCCGCCGGGGCUUCGACACCUUCCUGGGCUCGCUCACAGGCAAUGUGGACUAUUACACCUAUGACAACUGUGAUGGCCCAGGCGUGUGUGGCUUCGACCUGCACGAGGGCGAGAAUGUGGCCUGGGGGCUCAGCGGCCAGUACUCCACUAUGCUUUAUGCCCAGCGUGCCAGCCAUAUCCUGGCCAACCACAGCCCACAGCGGCCCCUCUUCCUCUACGUGGCCUUCCAGGCAGUGCACACACCCCUGCAGUCGCCUCGUGAGUACCUGUACCGCUACCGCACCAUGGGCAACGUGGCCCGACGGAAGUAUGCGGCCAUGGUGACCUGCAUGGAUGAGGCUGUGCGCAACAUCACCUGGGCUCUCAAGCGCUAUGGUUUCUACAACAACAGUGUCAUCAUCUUCUCCAGUGACAACGGUGGGCAGACUUUCUCGGGGGGCAGCAACUGGCCGCUCCGAGGACGCAAGGGCACUUAUUGGGAAGGUGGCGUGCGGGGCCUAGGCUUUGUCCAUAGCCCCCUGCUCAAGCGAAAGCGACGGACGAGCCGGGCACUGAUGCACAUCACUGACUGGUACCCAACCCUGGUGGGUCUGGCAGGUGGUACCACCUCAGCAGCCGACAGGCUAGAUGGCUAUGAUGUGUGGCCAGCCAUCAGCGAGGGCCGGGCCUCGCCACGCACGGAGAUCUUACACAACAUUGACCCACUCUACAACCACGCUCAGCAUGGCUCCCUGGAGGGGGGCUUUGGCAUCUGGAACACGGCUGUGCAGGCUGCCAUCCGUGUGGGUGAGUGGAAGCUGCUGACGGGAGACCCCGGCUAUGGCGAUUGGAUUCCACCACAGACACUGGCCACCUUCCCGGGUAGCUGGUGGAACCUGGAACGAAUGGCCAGUGUCCGCCAGGCUGUGUGGCUCUUCAAUAUCAGCGCUGAUCCUUAUGAACGGGAGGACCUGGCUGGCCAGCGGCCUGAUGUGGUCCGCACACUGCUGGCUCGCCUGGCCGAAUAUAACCGCACAGCCAUCCCGGUGCGCUACCCGGCUGAGAACCCCCGGGCUCAUCCUGACUUUAAUGGGGGUGCUUGGGGGCCCUGGGCCAGUGAUGAGGAAGAAGAGGAAGAGGAAGAGAGGGCUCGAAGCUUCUCCCGGGGUCGUCGCAAGAAGAAGUGCAAGAUUUGCAAGCUUCGAUCCUUUUUCCGUAAACUCAACACCAGGCUGAUGUCCCAGCGGAUCUGAUGGUGGGGAGGGAGGAAACCGUCCUCUGGGUGUUCCCCCCACUCCGGCUUGGCCCUGCUCUUUCUCAGGGAGAAGCCUGUCACGUCUCCAUCUACAGGGAAUUGGAGAGUGUAGAGUCCCUUGGUUGAACUGGGUGGGGAACCUAGUUGGGGGUGGGUGGGAAUAAACCAGACUGGGAUAUCCGUGUCUCAGUCCUGCCUCCUCACUGACUUGCUCUGUGACCUCAGGUGACCCGCAUGAGCUUUUGACCUUGGUUUCCUCAUCUGUAAAAUGAGCUGUAAUGACUUUGUGACUCUGUGGUGUGGCCCCGGAGCCUGGGGCCAUGGUGGAGUUCCUGGCCGGCCUUGCCACCUGGCAACUCAUUUAAGGCUUCUCCCUUAAUGUGGGAUCUUUAUGGUGGUGUUUGGGUGAGGGGCCGCAUGGGGGGGAUCUCAAGGCCUGGCCCCCAGCGGAAGGAGGCAUGGCAAUCUGGCUGCUUUCUACAGGGACCCCCUGAGCGCUGAGGGUGGAGGCGCAGGGAUCAGGGCGGAGGGGUUGAACCUGGGUCUUCACAUGGCCUAGGCCAGUCGUCAGGUCAGACUGGUGUUGGGGGCUGUGGUGCAAAGCUCUUCUUCCUGCCCCUCCAGGAUCCAGAGAAAUUGGCUGGGCCAUUAACCACUGCAGCACUGAGGGUGGUGGAAACAACUGUGAAGAGCGCCCGAACCAGUACUCAGGACACCUGGGUUCUCCUCUGACCUUGGGCACACUUCUUCCGCUUUAGGCCUUGAUUUCCCCACCUACAAGUGGGGAUGCUAGCCCUGGCUCUGCCUCCCUCACGAGGCUGGGAAAGACUGGCCAAAGCGAGGUUGUGGAGGAGCUUGUGAACUUGAUUAAAGUGUCAUGACGUGGAA
Molecule: messenger RNA, 3203 nt
Organism: Sapajus apella (tufted capuchin)
Lineage: Eukaryota; Metazoa; Chordata; Mammalia; Primates; Cebidae
Gene: ARSI
Product: arylsulfatase family member I
Exons: 2
Coding region: 604-2313 (569 amino acids)
Source: RefSeq, a predicted model, not a curated record